Molecule: messenger RNA, 2012 nt
Organism: Populus trichocarpa (black cottonwood)
Lineage: Eukaryota; Viridiplantae; Streptophyta; Magnoliopsida; Malpighiales; Salicaceae
Product: pectinesterase
Exons: 3
Coding region: 66-1784 (572 amino acids)
Biological process (GO): cell wall modification
Molecular function (GO): pectinesterase activity; pectinesterase inhibitor activity
Source: RefSeq, a predicted model, not a curated record
CACCACACCAUCAUUUGAAGCACAUAAACCCUGCUACUUCACUAUCCUCCAAAAAACCAAAAAAGAUGACCCAAGCCGGCCAGUACAUUUCCAUGUCCAAGAAAAACAAGAGGCUUGUCCUUGCUAUUUUUGCUUCUUUCUUACUAGUUGCCACUAUAAUUGCCAUUGCCAUUGGCGUAAAUUCUCACAAAAACUCCACCAAAAAUGAUGCUGCUCAUGCCUUACUGAUGGCCUCAUGCAACUCCACAAGGUAUCCUGAUUUGUGCUACUCAGCAGCUACCAGUUUCCCUGAUGCUUCCGGGGGUGAUCCCAAGGCAGUUAUUCUGAACAACAUAAACGCAACUAUAGAUGCUAUUAAUAGCAAAAAGAUCAAAGCGAAUAGUAUCCUAUCCACCAAAGAUCUUACAGAACAACAAAAGACCGCUCUCAAGGAUUGUAGGCAGAAUUACGACAGCAGUCUUGCCGAUCUAGAAAAGGUUUGGGGAGCGCUCACACGCAACCCCAACAAUCAACUUCUUCAACAACAAUCAUACGCUGAUCAGCUCACAACUCAAGUCACUUCUUGUAAAACAAAUGAAGACUCGUGUUUGGAUGGUUUCUCUCAUAAAUCGCUUUUGAGGGAAUUGAGGGAGUGGUUUCAUGAUCCCAGUAAAGAUGAUGCUGGAAAUAUGUGUAGUAAUACAUUGGCAUUGAUCAAGAAGUUGAUCGAAAACACUAAAGCCAUUGCCAAUAGGCUCAAGACCACAAGCAGGAAGCUCAAGGAGGAGGACGAUAGCGCUGAAGGGUGGCCUGAGUGGUUGUCGGUAACGGACAGACGGCUGUUCCAAUCAUCAUUGCUGACUCCAGACGUGGUGGUGGCAGCUGAUGGCAGUGGGAAGUAUAGGACAGUGUCAGCUGCAGUUGCUGCUGCACCUAAGCACAGCGCUAAGAGGUAUAUUAUCAAAAUCAAGGCAGGUGUCUACAGGGAAAAUGUGGAAGUUCCAAGUGAGAAAACUAACAUCAUGUUUCUUGGAGAUGGAAGGAAAAAAACUAUCAUCACAGCAAGUAGGAAUGUGGUUGAUGGCGGCACAACCUACCAUUCUGCCACUGUUGCCGUGGUGGGUCAAGGAUUCCUAGCCAGAGACAUAACCUUCCAGAACACAGCCGGCGCCUCCAAGUAUCAAGCCGUGGCACUACGAGUUGAGUCUGACUUUGCAGCGUUCUACAAAUGUGGCAUGCUGGCCUACCAAAACACCCUCUAUGUCCACUCAAACCGUCAGUUCUUCACAAACUGCUACAUAGCAGGCACUGUUGAUUUCAUUUUCGGCAAUUCUGCAGCUGUUUUCCAAGAUUGUGACAUCCGUGCUCGCCGUCCCAAUCCAGGACAAACAAUCACGAUAACUGCCCAAGGGAGGAGUGAUCCUAAUCAAAACACUGGCAUUGUAAUUCAGAAGUCUAGAAUCGGUGCUACUCCUGAUCUACAGCAUGCCAGGAGUAAUUUCUCUGCGUAUCUUGGUAGACCCUGGAAGGAGUAUUCAAGGACUGUUAUCAUGCAAUCAUCCAUAAGUGAUGUGAUAAGCCCAGCCGGAUGGCGUGAGUGGAAGGGCAGAUUCGCACUUAACACAUUACAUUUUGCAGAGUACGAAAACAGUGGGGCUGGUGCCGGAACCGCCGGAAGGGUUCCCUGGAAAGGAUACAAGGUGAUCACCGAUGCAACUGAGGCUCAAGCUUUUACUGCUCGCAACUUCAUCACUGGUAGUAGCUGGUUGAAAUCCACUACCUUCCCAUUCUCUCUUGGUCUCUGAACUGGGUUUUAUCCAUGCUAUCCCUACCUACUUCUACCUUACCUAGUAUGUGUGGAUUGAGUGUCUCGAGUAGCUCUGGUGCUUCUUGUUUUUUGUUUGUUUUUUGUUUGUUUUACAAGUUUUGGUUCAUCUUUUUGGAAUGUUGCAAUCUCCUGUCCCAGUGGAGAGCUUGUGUUUUUGGUCCUAGACUGGACUCUUACUUAUGAAAUAAAGAGUGUUUCAAAUUAA